Lentinula edodes (shiitake mushroom) is the source of this 558-nucleotide messenger RNA. RefSeq names its product VPS4-associated protein 1. Gene Ontology annotation, biological process: vacuolar transport. The coding region runs from base 1 to 558 and encodes 185 amino acids. The record is from RefSeq and is a predicted model, not a curated record. The transcript has 3 exons. Lineage: Eukaryota; Fungi; Basidiomycota; Agaricomycetes; Agaricales; Omphalotaceae. Gene Ontology annotation, cellular component: endosome.
AUGUCAUUCACCAAUUUGUAUUAUAAGAGAACCACUGGAACACCGAAAGCGUGCUGGGUAUGCUUUAAACCAACGACAACGGUACUAGCCACCAUCAACACCGUGGAUUUUCUCUAUACAUGCGACAGUCAUCUGACAGACCGCGGAUUCGCCAGUCUGAGUUCGGUUGGUGAAAGUAGCGAUGGAGCGCGAAAAUUAGACAUCAGACCUGAGGAGAUUGCUAAAGUGAAAGAAGAGUGGGAGGAGAAGCAGAAAAAGAAAAAGAAAGCAGAUAAGGAGAAGGAAGAAGAAAAACAAAAGUCGGCAAGGGAAGAGUCUGACAAGAAGGACGACGAGAAGCAGAAGGACGAGGGAACGUCGAAAUUACCAUCACCCAAGCUGUCAGGAUCUCUUUCACCUCUCGCAACUCCAUCACCAUCUGCAACUCAUCAGAGAUUCAUAUUGCACAGAGAUAUAUUUGCCAUGAGAUUAGCGGAACACCGCAAACGAAGACAGACUACUCAAGCUAAGGAACUGGCUCCCCGUCUCCCCGGUGCACCUAGAGGCGAUGUUAUUUGA